This is a messenger RNA of Macrobrachium nipponense, 1947 nucleotides long. RefSeq names its product glutamate receptor ionotropic, NMDA 2D-like. The transcript has 11 exons. Gene Ontology annotation, cellular component: membrane. The coding region runs from base 1 to 1947 and encodes 648 amino acids. NCBI's taxonomy places the organism in Eukaryota, Metazoa, Arthropoda, Malacostraca, Decapoda, Palaemonidae. Gene Ontology annotation, molecular function: ligand-gated monoatomic ion channel activity. The record is from RefSeq and is a predicted model, not a curated record.
AUGACAGCGGAUCAGACCAGACGGAAAUUUUGGAAUGGCAGAUGGGUGGAAGAGACAGGACUGAGGACAACCGCGACGUUGACCCUGGCGUCUUCUGGAGGGAAAGGACUUCUCGAAAAGGACGCCAAAGGAAACCUGCGAAGAGUGAUCAAGGAAUCCUCCUGUUGGGUCGUCGUGCUCGACUUGAUAGUCAAUGGCCAUUCAGUUCUACAAUUCAUAGAGUCAUCAAACCUUUACCAAUUACCGGAUUUGCCGGUGAUCAUCGUUGGACCAGAUGAGGACGUAGGGCGCUUUCUUCUGCACAAAGCUUUGCGAAACACUGUCCAGGUUACCUAUCUGGCCGUCGGCCGUAAGAACACCUUUGCUUUGACAAAGAGGGUUGCGUUGCGAGGAGGAGAGGAUAAGAGUGUCCUCCAGUCUGGAAGUUCUUUCCGGUUAUUCAGAACCUGGAAGGAAGGCAGCGACCGUAGUGCUCUCAUCCAAGGCACACAGGAACCAGUAAAAGCAUACACCAAAUGUUUGUACUGCAAUCAGACCAACGCCGGAUUUCUCUUCAAACACAAAUGGCCUCUCAAUGAAAGACUCUCCAAGUUCAUCCAGUCUCCAGAUGAGUCGAAGGAUUUGAACGGCCAUGUUGUUAACGUCGUUUGUAACAAAAGGAUUCCUUUCGUCGACUACGAAGACUCAGAUCCAACCUGGGAUGGCCCUGCUGGGACUGUAAGGCCAAGGGACGCCUUCGACAUCAGACUGCAGCAGACAGCCGCCAAGUUGUUUAACUACACAUUCCUGAUACGAGAACCGUGGGACAAAGAGUGGGGCAUUCCUGACGAAUUCGGAAACUGGUCUGGAACAGCUGGUACACUCCAGUAUGAAAAAGCCGACCACUCAUUCAUGCUGACACCGCUGCCCACCAGGAUGAAAGUGAUGGACUUCACCAGGGUCUACGUAGAGGACCCGUUCAUUAUCAUAUCCCUCAAACCAGGACCCCUGCCUAAAUCUAUCUACGUGUGGGUUGGUCUCGUCGUCUCUUGCCUCCUAUUCGGAGUCGGCUACUGGUUCUUUGAAAAGAUAGGAGGAGAUUUCCCUGGGGGAAAGAGGCAGGAAUUGACACACACCAUCUUAUUCACCUUGGGGUUGUUAUUGGAAGACCCUCCUCGACGGUCGGCCGUUCGUAUCUCCUGCCGGACGUUGGUUGGCUGCUGGUUGGUUGCGUGUUUCGUCUUCAUGUCAGCCUAUCGGUCGGCUCUCAUUGCUCACCUGACAGUUGUUAAGAGAUACAAGCCAAUUAAUACAAUGGAGGAUCUCUUGGCGAGGAAACGGGGUUACACUUGGGGUAGGAUCCCACUGUCAGGAGCAUCACUACUUUUCUUGUCUGAGAACCCAAGUCCAGUGAUUCGAGAAGUUUAUAGUACGAUGCUGGUGCUACCAGCUGAAUCCCAGUUAAACCGGGUGCUGGCAGGAGGUUAUUCGUUCGUAUCGAGGAAGUACUGGGCUCUGGCAGACCUCCUGAAGGCUACGAUGGAGGGACUGCCAGUCCACAUGAGUACUACAGAAUACGGGAUAUCUUCAGGAUACGGAUGGGCUUUCAGGAAAGGUUAUCCAAACUUGAGCACCAUUGACAAACUCAUGCAGCGACUUCUCGAGGGAGGGAUUGUGGAUUUUUGGAUCGAUGUCGUCGUCAAAAAAAUUGCUCGAAGAAUGGUUGAAGAAGGACAAAGUUCCGGCGAAUCGAAGGCUGUGGUGAUUCCAGAUGAUGACCAAGUGCGAGUGUUAACGCUGGAACACCUGGAAGGAGCCUUUUACCUGCAGGGAAUCGGAUGUUGCUUUGGGUUGAUUAUUUUCUUGCUGGAACUGAUACGUUAUAAAUGGUUCCCGAAUGUUGGAUUUUGUAAGGUUAGUGAGAUGCUUGCUGUAUUUAGAUCUCCUGCUCUAAGUUUUCUCCAGUGA